AAAAUAACGCAGAAAAAAGAUAUUAAAAAUUGUGGUAAUAUUGUUGAUAGUUGUGUUGCAUCCAUGACUAGGAGGAAGGUGAAACUUGCCUUUAUCACCGAUGACACAGCAAGAAAAGCAAGCUACAAUAAAAGAAAAAAGGGUUUCAUAAAAAAGGUGAAUGAACUCACAACACUUUGUGGUAUUCCAGCUUGUGCUAUAAUUUCAAGUCCAUUUGAUACUCAACCAGAGGUUUGGCCAAAUCCAGAGGGAGCAAGGAAAGUGAUUGAGAGAUAUCAAAAUUCAUCAGUCAUAGAUGAAACCAGAAAUGUUAAUCAAGAGACUUUCAUCAUGCAAAGAAUUGCUAAAGCUCGUGACCAGCUCAGAAAACAGAAGCAUGACAAUCGUGAGCAAGAGUUGAACCUUCUUAUGUUUGGUUUUAUGCAAAGCAACAUUCUCUCUGAUGACUUGACUGCUGAAGAACUUAAAGAUUUUGAUAAACUUAUUGAGAAGAAGAUGAGGGAGGUUGAUAAUAAAUUUGCUACACUUGAUUAAUUAUUUCCUCUGCUUUUUAUUUUUAUUUUUUUUUUCAUUUUAUUAUUGUUGUUUUUUUAUACUUUUCUCAUACCUAUAUCAUUAGGUUGUCUAAAUAAAAUUUUAUGGAUUUAAAUAAACUUUGUCUCUCUAAUUCUUCUA
Molecule: messenger RNA, 675 nt
Organism: Cicer arietinum (chickpea)
Lineage: Eukaryota; Viridiplantae; Streptophyta; Magnoliopsida; Fabales; Fabaceae
Product: agamous-like MADS-box protein AGL80
Biological process (GO): positive regulation of transcription by RNA polymerase II
Molecular function (GO): protein dimerization activity; DNA-binding transcription factor activity, RNA polymerase II-specific; RNA polymerase II cis-regulatory region sequence-specific DNA binding
Source: RefSeq, a predicted model, not a curated record